UCACGGCCACCCUUGGCUUUAUUUCCUUAUGUAUUUCUACCUCCUCGUUUAUUCUUCACGCCGGCCCCUUAGACGCGAUGGUCCCCUUUUCGCCUCUGGCGAACCUGACGCUCUGAGCGGUCACGAGGGGGCCGAAGGAGCACGGCCAGUAAGUGGCAGAGUCCGGAUUGGAACCCAGAGCGGAGAGAUGCCGCGGCCCCUGCACCUGCGGGUGGACAUUGGGCUCGAGGCUGCGCCACUCUGGCCGAGCCAGACCGGGCGCCCAGCGCUUCUUGAAUUUCCUGUGGCUGCCCUCGCGUUCUGCAUCCCCGUAGCAGGCAAGGGAGCCGCGUCUCCACGCCUGUGGUUGGGAAGCGCGUCCUAGCCCGUGCUUAAGUCCCGCAAGGAGCCGGGGCUCCCUAAGGCUGGGUGUACCUGGAUUUCAUUGCUCAUUCAGGUGGGCUGUGACCUUGGCGCUGGUCCAUGUCCUCCUGAAUGGUUUUCCUUUAACACCUGGGCGCCCUUAGUCCUUUCUUCUCUGCCAAGAGUAAAUAGAUCACUUGCAUUCUCUGGUGGGGGAAUGUAGUUUACGGGUGUUAGUUAAGGUCAUGGUCAUGAAACUCUGUUUUCAUUUCUCUCCGACCUACCUCUAUUGAAAGUUUGCAUUUUGCCUGUUUAUAAAAGUCGUUAACACGGCUUUAAGUGUCCCUUGGUGACCUAUAAUUAGAGACCAAUAAUUAAUUCCAAGGUUAAGUGGUAAGCAUUCAAAGUAUUUGAGUUUAUUUCUGUUAAUCCUUAAUGGAGUUGUGUGUAAACAGAGGUGACUUCACAAUCUCCUGUUGAGGUAACAGCCCUUUUCACUAAGGUACAAUUUUUUUUUAUCCCCAUAGCAGUUUGGAAAGAAAGUCUUUCUUCUGAAAGUUGAUGGAUUCAGUAAAGCUUUUUAAAUAAAAUGCAUCCAGUUUGUGAGUUCUGCAGACUCGUGCACUAUGGAAAAGCCAAGCAGGGACCCUUCCUUAAAAGACAAAAAAAAAAAAAAAAAAAAAAAAGGAUGUUCUGGAAAGUUCUCAAAACCUCCCCUUUUCCUUGAGAAAACUUGGCUUUGAAAACUUGGCUUCCCUGCAUGGGCUUUUGGCUGGGAACUAUGGCCAUUUUACUAAAGACUUGACAUUUUAAGUUCUCGGCUUCAGGAAUGGUUGGUGAAAAUAUUGCCACUCAAACUUCUACUGUUGAGGGUAUUCAGAAAGCCCAGGUAACUUAGCGGAAACCCUUCUUUUGUGACAUGCGUCUAUUUUUCCCUUCUACGAAUAUUUCUCAAGCCUGUUGAAUUGUAAGAGUCACCUGGGGUGAAAUUAAAACCACAAAAGGGAAGAGCUGGGGAAUCCUUGUUUCACAAAUGUCCCACGUGAUUCUCAGGUAAAGUGUGGACACCUGUAGUAGGUGAUCAUGAAGUUCACCUGUGUCCACGGCUCUGCGGCUGCUUAUCAUUUGCUUCUGUGGGGGGAGGGUCUUAGAUCCAUCCUGACUUUGCAAAGGUACCUGCUUUCCUGCUAGCAAGAUUUCUAAAAGGCUCGGCAGACGCUGUGUUCACCAGACCUCUGAUUUUUAUAGAAAAUCUGCAGAAAGGAACAAAAGCAACAGACUUUUCCACUUUUUCAAACUACCAUUGAUUCGGAAGUCUGGUUCCUAAGGAAAAGAGGGACGUGGGCUAACCAAGAUGCAGAGCAGGGAUCCCCAAGCUUCUUCUGUAAAGUCCAGAUGAAAGAAGAAGUGAGGAGGAAGCACAUUCGUCUGCACAUGGAAAGCACGCUGACCGCCCGGGACAAGGUCGGGGUGCAGGAUUUUGUGCUGUUGGAUGCCUACACCAGCGAAUCGGCUUUUCUGGACAAUCUUCGAAAGCGUUUCAGCGAGAACCUCAUCUAUACCUAUAUUGGGACUCUCCUUGUAUCUGUGAAUCCAUACCAGGAGCUUGGAAUCUACACUAUGAGCCAGAUGGAACUUUAUCAAGGGGUCAAUUUCUUUGAACUGCCACCACAUGUCUAUGCCAUAGCCGACAACGCUUACCGCAUGAUGUGCUCUGAGCUAACUAACCACUUCAUCCUCAUUUCUGGAGAGAGCGGGGCAGGGAAAACGGAGGCCUCCAAGAAGAUUCUCCAGUAUUUUGCCAUGACCUGCCCAAUGACCGAGUCACUACAAAUAGCCCGUGACAGACUGCUGCUCUCCAAUCCAGUGCUGGAGGCUUUUGGAAAUGCCAAAACACUCCGGAAUGACAACUCCAGCAGAUUUGGAAAAUACAUGGACAUCCAGUUUGACCAUAAGGGCAUUCCCGUAGGCGGGCAUAUCAUCAGUUACCUGAUAGAAAAGUCUCGAGUCGUCUAUCAAAACCAAGGCGAGAGGAACUUCCACAUCUUCUACCAGCUGCUGGAGGGAGGCGAAGAGGAACUCCUUGCUUACCUUGGACUCGAGCGGGACCCCCAGCUGUAUAAAUACCUCUCACAGGGUCAUUGUGCCAAAGAGUCGUCUGUUAAUGACAAGAACGACUGGAAAACUGUUUCCAGUGCCUUUUCUGUCAUCGAUUUUACUGAAGAUGACCUCGAGAAUCUCUUUGGAAUUCUUGCCAGCGUCCUACACCUGGGGAACGUUUGUUUUGAAGAGAACCACCAAGGCUGUGCCACGAUCCCAGACACCCACGAGAUCAAAUGGAUCGCCAAGCUCCUGGGGGUCCACCCAUCCAUCCUUCUGGAAGCUCUCACCCAUAGAAAGAUUGAAGCCAAAACUGAGGAGGUAAUAUGCCCACUGACUCUGGAACUCUCUGUCUACGCUAGAGACGCAAUGGCAAAGGCCAUUUAUGGACGAACAUUUACUUGGCUAGUCAACAAAAUCAAUUCCUCCUUAGUGAACAAGGAUUUCACCAAGAAGACUGUGAUUGGAUUGCUGGAUAUCUAUGGGUUUGAGGUCUUCGACAAGAACGGUUUCGAACAGUUCUGCAUCAAUUACUGCAAUGAGAAACUCCAGCAACUGUUAAUUGAGAGAACCCUUAAGGCGGAACAGGCAGAAUACGAAAUGGAAGGCAUAGAGUGGGAGCCCAUUCAGUAUUUCAACAACAAGAUCAUCUGUGAUUUGGUGGACGAGAGACACAAAGGGAUCAUUUCCAUUCUGGAUGAAGAAUGUAUCCGUCCCGGGCCCGCUACGGACUUGAGUUUCCUGGAGAAAUUGGAAGAGAAAGUAGGCCAGCAUGCGCACUUCCAGACCCGGAAGCUGGCGGGGCCAAAGGGCCGAAAGAGGAUUGGCUGGAUGGAGUUUCGGCUCUCUCACUACGCAGGAGAGGUCACGUACUGCACCAAAGGUUUCUUGGAAAAGAACAAUGAUCUCCUCUACAGACAUCUGAAAGAAGUGCUCUGCAGUUCCAAAAAUCGCAUCCUGAAGGAAUGCUUCCUGGUGGCUGAGUUAGAAAACCGAAGAAGGCCACCAACGGUGGGGACUCAGUUUAAAAACAGCCUGAGCAGCCUUCUGGAAAUCCUCAUCUCUAAGGAACCUUCAUACAUCCGUUGCAUCAAGCCCAAUGAGAGGAAAGAACCCAGCAAGUUUGAUGACUUGCUCAUAAGGCAUCAGAUCAAGUACCUGGGGCUGAUGGAGCACCUGCGGGUGAGACGGGCUGGCUUUGCACACCGGCGGAAAUAUGAGCAUUUCUUGCAAAGGUACAAGUCCUUGUGCCCAGACACCUGGCCACACUGGCACGGGCCUCCAGCAGAGGGCGUAGAACGGCUGAUCCAGUACAUCGGCUACACGCCCGAGGAGUACAAGUUAGGGAGAACCAAGAUAUUCAUUCGUUUCCCCAGAACUCUGUUUGCUACUGAAGAUGCCUUUGAAUUUAGUAAACAUCAAUUAGUUGCAAGAAUCCAAGCCACAUACAAAGCCUGCCUAGAGAGGAGAGUGUACGUGAGAAAGAGACACGCAGCCAUCACACUUGAAGCCCACUGGCGCGGGGCCCUGGCUCGGAAGCUGGCCAAAAGGAGAAAGUGGGCUGUGUGGACCGUAAGAAAGUUCAUAAAGGGAUUCAUCAACCGCAACAAGCCUCUCUGCCCGGACAAUGAGGAGUUUAUCGUGUUCGUGCGGAAGAAUUACAUCUUGAACCUCCGGUAUCAUGUCCCAAAGAACGUCUUGGACAAGAGCUGGCUGAGGCCUCCUGGCAUUUUAGAAAAUGCCUCGGACCUGCUCAGGAAGAUGUGCACUAGGAACCUGGUUCGGAAGUACUGUCGCGGGAUCACGGCCGAGAGGAAGGCGCUGAUGCAGCAAAAGGUGGUUACAAGUGAGCUCUUCAGGGGGAAGAAAGAAGGUUAUGCAGAAGCCUUAAACCAGCCCUUUGCCAACAGUCGGAUCGAUGAAGGAGACAUUAAUCCCAAAGUACUUCAACUCAUCAGCAGUGAGAAAAUCCAGUACGGUGUCCCGGUCAUUAAAUACGACAGGAAGGGCUUCAGGGCGCGGGAGCGGCAGUUCCUCCUCACUCAGAAAGCGGCUUACGUGGUGGAACUUGCCAAAAUCAAGCAGAAAAUAGCGUACUCGGCACUCAAAGGGGUCUCCACCAGCAGCCUCAGUGAUGGAAUCUUGGUCAUUCACGUGUCGCCAGAGGACAGCAAACAAAAGGGGGAUGCCGUCUUACAGUGUGAACAUAUCUUUGAAGCCAUUACUAAGCUUGUCAUGCUGGUGAAGCGGGGGAACAUUGUCAAUGUCGUCCAGGGGAGUUUACGGUUUUAUAUCAGUCCUGGAAAAGAAGGCACGAUCGUUUUUGAUACGGGACCAGAAGAGCAAAUCUAUAAAGAUAAAAAUGGACAGUUAACCGUGGUGUCGGUCCGCGCGACUUCCUCCUGACCUCUCUGGUGGCUGGCUGUGCUCCGGCUGAGGAAAGCGCCCAGGAAGUGGGGGACUGUCCAGCUGGCUACACCUUCCGGGAAAGGGGACAGCAGCUCUAGCAAAAGGAGAUCCCAUCUGAAGAGACUGAGGGGCACCUGUCCCCCUCCCGGCUCUCUGCUGCCCUGGGGCGCCGAAGUCAACUCUUCAGGGCCCAGCCUCAAGUCGCCUACAAGGAUGGUGUUCCGUGUCCCUACCUGGACCUUCCCUAGAUGGGUAUGUGAACACGUCAUUAGACGGUGGGCAACAGAUGCUCUGCCUUUGUCAAGGCCGCAGUGGUCCCGAGGAACACAGGAGCAUGUAUGAUCUGAGAGGAAAAUUUCAUAAAGCUGCAGAAUUUGGAUUUUGCUUUAACUCAGUGGAACUCACCACACCCGAUGCCUUAACGUUUCUGACGCAGCUCCCCAGCUGGAGGCCGAAGCGCCUGUCCCUCCCCCCGUCCCCCUUCCCUCCCUAGUAUUAAAAUCAAAGGGGUAGCAACCCCAGCUGAUUCACUUUCUCCCCAAGACUUCCUCGCAGUGUUUAAAUUCAAACACUACAGAACGAACGCAGGAAACAUUUCAACAGAAGCAUUACGUAACUUUUAUUUUACACGUCCACAAAUGCUUGUACAACAUACAGUGACUACUUCUAACGUUUAUAGCAUUUCUUCUCAUAGCACAGAGAGAAAGGUUAGUGACACACAGGCGCGCUACGGUGACGCUGGGUGGAGCCCUAAGGGAGGGUGGAGGAGCGGUGCUGACACUUGGGUCCCGAGCAGCUGCUGUGAGGUGCAAGCCAGCACGCAUAAGCCGAGGGGGGGGGGGGUACCUGCCCCUCAGCCAGGCUGCUUACCUGCUACCGUGGGGGAGGGGGACAGAAGAGGCUACUCCAGGAUUGUCUUGGGCACAGGCCCCCGGUCCCCACCAACAAGGACCUCUGGACAAGGGACCCAAAGCUGUUCUACUUUAACUGUAAGCUCUUACACUGUAAUAAAACACUUUACCAAAUCUUA
Molecule: messenger RNA, 5881 nt
Organism: Felis catus (domestic cat)
Lineage: Eukaryota; Metazoa; Chordata; Mammalia; Carnivora; Felidae
Gene: MYO1H
Product: myosin IH
Exons: 33
Coding region: 1738-4848 (1036 amino acids)
Biological process (GO): vesicle transport along actin filament; actin filament organization
Cellular component (GO): actin cytoskeleton; microvillus; vesicle
Molecular function (GO): microfilament motor activity; actin filament binding; ATP binding
Source: RefSeq, a predicted model, not a curated record